UCUAAAAAUCAAAACAAUCAUGAGGUUAGGUUUACAUGACUGCCGCUAGUCAUCCAAUCGAUAACAAAAGGAGCAUGAACAUUUCAAUAUCAUCAUGAACAUCGUAAUAUUUUGUUCAAAAUUUAUUCUUUAAAUUUAAGCAUCAAAUUGAUUAAAUCAUUUGUUUGUUUUCCUUUGAUAAUUGUGUCAAAUUUUUGUUGUCUGUAAAUCAUUUCAAUAAUGUCCAAAGAUUGCUACAAAACUCUAGGAAUAUCCAAGGAUGCAAGUGUUAGUGAAAUUACAAAGGCUUACAGAGAGUUGGCUCUCAAAUAUCACCCUGAUAAGAACAACGAACCUGGUGCUGAGGCCAAAUUCAAAGAGAUAUCGAUUGCUUACAAAGCUCUAAUGGACGACAAAGCUCGUGAGAUGCCACACGCUAUGCAAACUGAAGAUGUUUUCGAGCCAGACAUAACUGCAUUGCUUAUUGCUGCUGGAAUCACAAUUGCAGCUGGAUCUGCAUUUUUUGUAGCCAAUAAAUAUUUCCAUCGUAAUGAUGAUAAAAACGAAAAGAAGGGUCACCAAAAAUGAAUAAAUGUUCUGAAAUAUAAUGUACUCUUGCUUGUAAUUCAACAUGAAUCUGUAAUAUUUAUUUCUCGAAUAAAAAAAAUUGAUUUAGAAA
Molecule: messenger RNA, 658 nt
Organism: Tetranychus urticae (two-spotted spider mite)
Lineage: Eukaryota; Metazoa; Arthropoda; Arachnida; Trombidiformes; Tetranychidae
Product: dnaJ homolog subfamily B member 1
Biological process (GO): ERAD pathway
Cellular component (GO): endoplasmic reticulum
Molecular function (GO): misfolded protein binding; protein-folding chaperone binding
Source: RefSeq, a predicted model, not a curated record